Molecule: messenger RNA, 1360 nt
Organism: Rhopalosiphum maidis (corn leaf aphid)
Lineage: Eukaryota; Metazoa; Arthropoda; Insecta; Hemiptera; Aphididae
Product: palmitoyltransferase ZDHHC3
Exons: 6
Coding region: 337-1203 (288 amino acids)
Biological process (GO): protein targeting to membrane; peptidyl-L-cysteine S-palmitoylation
Cellular component (GO): endoplasmic reticulum; Golgi apparatus
Molecular function (GO): protein-cysteine S-palmitoyltransferase activity
Source: RefSeq, a predicted model, not a curated record
AAAGAAAGAUGAUAAGAAAAUGCAUCCAAAUUUUAAAUUUUAAUGGAAUAAUUAUAUGUCGUCGAUCUUCGUCGUCAUCUAGUCGAUAUUGCAGCCAUUGCUGUUCCCGAUCGUUUUCGUUCCGAAAUCCGUGCGAUUCGCGGUAUAUGCGGCUGUCGUCGUUUUAAUUGUUGACAAUAAUUUUUUAAUAAACACUACUACCAGUAGCAUAGCCCAUGCACGUACAACAGCGACCUGAAAUGACUGUCCAAAUUCCGUUAGUUUGUGGUCUACUGUUGAUACGUGUGCGAUGAACGUUGCUCAACACCCUCUUGGUGGCAUAAAAAGUGACCGGCCAUGGACGACAAUGAUCAAGUGAUUUUUUACCCAAACCAAGGAGUAGAUCCGCACAACCGAUGUUGCGGUGGUUCCAUGUGGUGUAUUCAAGACAUAUGUGGUAUUAUAUGCGCUAUAUUCACAUGGCUGUUGAUACUGUAUGCUGAGUUUGUAGUUACUUUUGUCACACUACUACCAUGCCCAUAUCCAAUUUUUCAGUGUGUCAACAUGGUGAUAUUCCAAAUCUUUGCUUUCCUUGCGAUGGCUUCUCAUCUUCGCACAAUGUUUACAGAUCCGGGUGCAGUGCCAAAAGGAAAUGCUACAAAAGAAAUGAUACAAAAUUUAGGUUUACGUGAGGGUCAAGUAAUAUAUAAAUGUCCAAAAUGCUGUUGUAUUAAACCUUCAAGAGCCCAUCACUGUUCAGUUUGCCAAAGAUGUAUUAGAAAAAUGGACCAUCAUUGCCCAUGGGUUAACAAUUGUGUUGGAGAAAAAAAUCAGAAAUUUUUUGUAUUAUUUACGCUAUACAUUGCUGCUAUGUCAAUGCAUGCAUUAUACUUGUGUGUAAGCCAAUUUGUUUGGUGUCUACAUUCCGAAUGGAAGCAAUGUUCUUGGUAUACACCUCCCGCAACAGUAGUUUUUUUGAUAUUUUUAGGUUUUGAAGCAUUACUAUUUGCAAUUUUCACCAUGGUAAUGUUUGCCACUCAACUACAAGCCAUAUGCUCUGAUGAAACGGGUAUUGAACAAUUAAAAAAAGAAGAAGCUCGAUGGAUGAAAAAAUCUAAAUGGAAAAGCUUACAAGCUGUAUUUGGUAGGGUUUCCAUAACUUGGCUAUCACCUUUUUCACAGCCAGCUCCUAAGAUCAAAGUAGAUAAUUAUCUACAGGUCUAGUGAUAUAAACAGUAUUUACAUAUUUUAAAAGUUUACCUCUCGUACCUAAUAAUAUUAAUGAUUUUACUAUAUAAUAUUCUUGUUAUUUUAAAAUAAAUUUAUAAUACUAUAAAUUUAAAAAUGAUGACUGUAUCUAAUAUAAGACAAUGAUUCUUUU